AUGCUGCUCAUCGUUCUGGUGAGCUUUGCAUCCGUAGGAUAUGCAGCGCCAAUGUCAUCAUCGAAGUCCAAGCCUAUGGAGAUGAUGGCUGAAUCUGCGGGCGAACAAGCUAAACGCGGCCAGGCGGAGAAGUAUGAUGCAUACAGCUCAUAUGACCCGUACAGUGCGUACACAGACUACAGACUGUAUCCUCCUGGUGCAAUGGACGAGGGCGAGAAUGCCAAACGCGACAUCCCAGCCGAGAACAUGAACAUGUCUCCAAACAUGGUCCCGGAAAUGCCCAACCCAAUGGAUCACAAAAGAGCAGCCAUGAUGACCACCAACCCCAUGUCAAUGAUGCAAGAAGCCACCUCCUCUGGUGAAGCCCAGACGAAGGCCAAACGCAUGGAACCUGUCGACACUGAGCUGAGAAAACGAGAGGAUUACUCGUGGUACUCGCGAUAUAACGACUACUCCACCUACGGAAUCUACGAUGCCAAUGUCGAAAAGCAGGCCCGAGAAGAACACGCCAACCCGCGAGAUGACGAUGGCAACAUGAACAUGAUGAAUACGAACAUGAACGAAAACAUGAACAUGAACGCGCAGCACACCGACGCCGAGAUGCCAGCAGAGAAACGACAGGAAUACAGCAGUUACGAUCCCUACGCCGCAUACGGCAGAUACCCCCAGCCAGAUAUAGCCAACGCAAAGCGCUCCGCCUCCACGCCCAUGACUCCGAAGCAGCGACUCGAGCAAAUGGAAGCCAUGAUGCGGGAGAUCAGAAUGGACGUCAUGACGGCCGCCGACGAAGGCGACGAUGCCGAUACGUCGUCCGUGAUGAUGAUGUCCAAUGUUGAGACGCGCGACGUGUCUUCCUCCUCUAUGGCGGAGAGGAUCAGGGCAAUGGAGGCGAUGGUGCAGGGCAUGAAGAUGGAAAUCGGUAUGGGGAUGGGGAUGCAGGGACGUAGGGACGUCAUGACGAAGGCUGAUAUGGCGAUGGUGGAGAAGUUGGAGAGUAUGAAGGAUGGGGGUAUGGGGAACGGGAUGUGA
Molecule: messenger RNA, 1029 nt
Organism: Aaosphaeria arxii CBS 175.79
Lineage: Eukaryota; Fungi; Ascomycota; Dothideomycetes; Pleosporales
Exons: 4
Coding region: 1-1029 (342 amino acids)
Source: RefSeq, a predicted model, not a curated record